Xenopus laevis (African clawed frog) is the source of this 1769-nucleotide messenger RNA. It is a transcript of the gene neurog2.L, whose product is annotated as neurogenin 2 L homeolog. The record is from RefSeq and is a predicted model, not a curated record. Gene Ontology annotation, cellular component: nucleus. NCBI's taxonomy places the organism in Eukaryota, Metazoa, Chordata, Amphibia, Anura, Pipidae. The transcript has 2 exons. Bases 532 to 1176 code for a protein of 214 amino acids. Gene Ontology annotation, molecular function: protein dimerization activity; protein heterodimerization activity; DNA-binding transcription factor activity, RNA polymerase II-specific. Gene Ontology annotation, biological process: forebrain development; sensory organ development; axon development.
GCAGACUUCAUGAGUUACUGAAAGGGAGCGCGUGUCUGGCCGGACCCCCUGUCCUGCAUCCAAGCUCCUCCAUUGGCUGAGACACACCCCCGUUACAUUAAUAACAUUAGCGGCACGCUUCAGCCGAGCGGGGCAGCCAAUCAGCUUGCAAGAAGCCCAGGAGCUGUAGUCCGAGCGCAAGACAGUAGGUAAAGGGGGGGAGAAAAGGAAUAAUAUGAAUGAUGAUAAUGAAAAGAAUAAGCCGGGGAGGGGUGCUGUGCCCUGGGGUAGCUUUGAUUGUUUUGCCGGGACUAUAUAAGGGGUUUUAGGAGAGUCGUGUGCCAGACACACAGCCGCUGAAUCGCAAGGCGCAUCACUUGAGCUGGAGAGCGGGGCGCGUGUCACACGGCAGUUGCACUCAUAAUACACUGUGAGCUGACAGUCGCAACCACGCCCGACAGGGAACACGCAGCAAGUCUACUGCACGACUAUAACCCGACGACUCGACCCAACUCACCUGCUGCUUCAGGGGCCAAACACCAAGUUAUAAAGAUGGUGCUGCUCAAGUGCGAGUACCGCGAUGAAGAGGAGGACCUGACCUCUGCCUCCCCCUGCUCCGUGACCUCCUCUUUCCGUUCCCCGGCGACGCAGACGUGCAGCUCGGACGAUGAGCAGCUCCUGAGUCCCACCAGCCCGGGACAGCACCAGGGGGAAGAGAACAGCCCGCGAUGCAGGAGGAGCCGAGGCCGCGCUCAGGGCAAGAGCGGAGAAACUGUGUUAAAGAUCAAGAAGACCCGGCGCGUUAAAGCUAACAACCGGGAAAGGAAUCGCAUGCACAACCUGAACUCUGCGCUUGAUUCCCUCAGGGAAGUGUUGCCCUCUUUACCUGAAGAUGCCAAACUCACCAAGAUAGAGACCUUGCGCUUUGCCUACAACUACAUCUGGGCUCUUAGCGAAACUUUGCGCCUUGGCGACCCAGUGCACCGAUCUGCUUCCACCCCAGCAGCAGCCAUAUUGGUGCAGGACUCCUCUUCAUCCCAGAGCCCCUCCUGGAGCUGCAGCUCGUCCCCUUCUUCCUCUUGUUGCUCCUUCUCCCCGGCCAGCCCUGCCAGCUCCACCUCGGACAGUAUUGAGUCCUGGCAGCCCUCUGAGCUCCACCUGAACCCCUUCAUGUCUGCCAGCAGCGCUUUCAUUUGAACUCCUGUUGGACUAUGAUGGAUUCUCACACUUCCAAUUGCUACAUAUGAAGAAUACCUCAGUGGGGCCCCAGUGCAAAUGAUUUUCCUGGGAACCCAGUUUAUUGAGCAUGAGCCCAUAUAGUGUAAUAAUAUCAUCCUGCAGUGACCAAAUUGCACUCUGUGGGUUCUGCUGAUGGGGAGAAGUGGGGGGCUUGAUCCCCCUGAGUUUGUGCUUACCUGUAUAGCAUUUACUCCCCCUGCUGUCAUGCCCCUGGCAUAUGAUGGAGUACAUUGCUGGGUCUAUUUUAUUAUCAGCAAUGUGAACUGAAACCUUGUAUUAAGAAACUGUGUAAGUUUAGAAUUCCUGAGCUGCACCUGUUCAAACUACAGCUAUCACCUUCCUGUUAUCAGGGGCUGCUGGGUAAUGUCAUUUGCCAGAGAGGUGUAGGUUGGAUGGGCACAGUGUUGAAACAUUAGUAGUUACAUUGUCCAGGGUGACUCCUUACACAUCAAUAGACUCACUUAGGGGAUAUAUAGGGUUAAAUAAAUACCAGCAUAUAAAUAUAUAUAGACUGCCUUAUUUAUAUUGUUUGAGAAGAGACUAGACUGGAA